GAGACUCCAUCUCCAAAAAAAUAGAAAAGAGAAAACAAAAAAAAAAAAAAAAAAGAAAAGGGAGUUGUGAGGAAGCAGAUUUCAGUUCAAGGGAAAAAACAAACUUUCCAACUGACAGCUGCUGAGCAACGAACCCAACAGCCUCAUUCACCCAUAGUGAAUUCCCAUGCCUGGGAGUCUGGAAUGUAGGCUGGGAAUAUUCUCCAGCACAGGCUAGGUUAUAAUGUCCUACUACACAAAUAGCCCCCAAAUCUCACCAAGCUUAACCCUUGCUCAUGCAGAUCCUGCUGCAACUCAGGCAGCCCUCCAGGGCACUGUCUCCUUGCAGUGCCUCAAUGGGUCUGGCUGCUUUGAUCUGGGACUUUGCAGUCUCAACACAGGCACUUGUCUGUGAUUAGUCCUGAAUGGGAAGAAGGACUUCCCUCUUCCCUGGGGAAUGGCUCAGGGACUUUCACUGCCUCAACUCAGAAGUGUGACAAACAUUACUUUUGCUCCUAUCUCACAGGCCAGAAAUGCCACUUGGCCCCUCCUCACUGCAAAGGGACUGGAAGGUGUGGUCUCCCAGAGGUCCAGGAAGGAAAGAAGUCCUGGGAAUGUUUCCCACAAGGCCCAGCUUCUUCUCAAGGAGACUGUGGAUAAGGAAAGAAGGCAGGCAAGGCUGCUGUGCUGGAAAGAAGGUGGAGUUCUCCAGAAGCAGACUGCAGAGAACGGAGUGCAGGAAGAUUCCCAAGGAGAGCCUCGGGAUGAACACCUAUGGAGAAGGUGGCAGUGGUAUCAGGCAGAUGGAGAGGUUGGCUGCGAUGCAGUCACAACCAGGCCUCCCCUGAGCCCACGGGGAACUCUGAAACUGGGAUGGCCCUUCAGAGUUAUCCCCAGCCGGAGCAUGGACCAGGCCUUUGUAUCUUCCCCUUUGAUGAGAGAGGAGGUCCCAUAUGGGUUCUGGAAUCAGAAAAGCCUACUUCCUGAGUUAGAAUCCAGUCUUCAUCCUUCAGCUGUGGGACCCUGGACAAGAACCAACGUCUUCCAGCAGAGAUCACCAAGAACACACUUGCAGUUGAAUAAGCUGGGUUUAUUAAUUACUGCAGUGAGAGAGAAUACACACCAGGGUGUCUCAGUAAGAGGGUGUUAGACAGAACCUGUGAUAGAAUUGGGGUUGGUUUGAGUGAUUUGGGGGAGGGUAAGUGUAUUAGUCCAUUUUCACGCUGCUGAUAAAGACAUACGAGACUGGGAAGAUAAAGAGGUUCAAUUGGACUUGCAGUUCCACAUGGCUGGGGAGGCCUCAGAAUCAUGGCGGGAGGUGAAAGGCACUUCUUACAUGGUGGUGACAACAGAAAAUGAGCAAGAAGCAAUCAUGGAAACCCCUGACAAAACCAUCAGAUUUUAUGAGACUUACAACCACGAGAAUAGCACAGGAAAGAUCGGCGCCCCCAUGAUUCAAUUAUCUCCCCCUGGGUCACUCCCACAACCCAUGGGAAUUCCAGGAGGUAAAAUUCAAGUUGAGAUUUGGGUGGAGACACAGCCAAACCAUAUCAGUAAGGAAGUGGCAGUUUACUUUCAAUUGGCAGCUGUAAGAAACUGGGGGCAAUUCUGUGACUCAGUGUCUCCAUAAAUCACAUCUAUAAGGAAGGGAGAUGGCAACAAGGAUAUAGCUGUAGUAGGAAAAGAAGUAACAGUCACUCAUUUUAGCCAAGAGGGGGUGUCUGGUAUUUCACGGUGGUACAGUGACGUUGUUUUUGUCUGUGCUUAGAAAAAAUUAUGAUGUGGUCUUGCUUUGUGUCAUUUUAUCGUAGUGUCAGAGUAGCCUUGUCUGAGAUCAGCACCCUGUGAGGGUGUUUAUGUCCCGGAGGAGAAGAACACAGGUUAACUGUGAAUGGAAGGCCAGCUUCCAAAUCUCAGGGGCUUUUUUCCUUCCUCACAGGUUACUAAAUCCCUCCAUGUGUAAAUCUCUCCACCACAAAAUGGGGGUAAGAAGGCCGGGCACGGUGGCUCAUGCCUGGAAUCCCAGCACUUUGGAAGGCCAAGGCGGGUGGAUCACCUGAGGUCAGGAGUUUGAGACCAGCCUGACCAACAUGGUGAAACCCCAU
This is a messenger RNA of Chlorocebus sabaeus (green monkey), 2084 nucleotides long. Lineage: Eukaryota; Metazoa; Chordata; Mammalia; Primates; Cercopithecidae. The record is from RefSeq and is a predicted model, not a curated record.